UGAAAUGCCACUGCGCAUGCCCGACUGUUCAGCAAACAUGGCGGCGCCCUACGUGACAGUUGUCAGGACAGCACUAAAAGGUGUACACCUUGUUCCCGGCCGAUGGCUGGUUACACAGAGGAGCCAAAGCUCGUCAUUGAGUCAGUGUUUGCCGCUGCAUGUCUCCCCUGCUGCCUCCCUGUGCAGCUCUAAGACAGAGCCACAGAGGAGCACCCAGCAACACAGCACAGCUGGCACCCACACAGACAACAGGAGGGCCGAGGAAGAGGAGGAGGAAGAGGAGGGUCCUGAAUACAUUCCCAAGAAAAAGGCAAAGAACCCCAUGAUGAAGGUUGGCUAUGCCUGGAUGAUCGGUCUCCCAGCGGGUAUCAUCAGCUUCCUCCUGGCCAAGAGACAAGUGGACAAGAACCGGCUGAAGCAGCUGAAGAUUCGACAGAGGAUGAAAAUGUCCAACGAGGGAGAAUAUGACGGGGGUCGCUACCGCCGUAAUGCAGAGGGCGUUAAACUGGACCAGUGAUGUACGUGUAUGGCUGACGGUGAUUUUAGUGCACUACAUCCCAAAGACUGAUUGAAGUCUCUUUGAGACUGUCUCUGCGACAGGUGGAUGCUGGAAAUCUGGGGAUCAACAUGCUUGUGAUGGAAUCUUUAAAGGGACAGUUCAGAUUUUUUGAAGUGGGGCUGUAUGAGGUAUUUAUUCAUAGUCAGUGUGUUACCUACCUGCAGAAGAUGGCGAUUGGCAUGCCCCCAGUUUGGAGAUGGGGGCAGCAGCAAAACGGAUUUUAGCCACCUAAAAAAAAAAUCAAGUGUAUGCUAUAUUUAGAAUGAUGGAGAACUGAAGCAGUUAUUUGCUGUGAUAAAAUCCACCAGACUCCUUUGACAAAAACUGUAAUUUUAUCUCGCAGAACAUGGGAGUCGUUGGUCUACUGCUGCCUUGAUUGGUUAGUUUGUUUGUGUUAUUGUUUGAUGCUGGUGAAUCCAAACUAAAACUUUAAAACACCAACAUCACAAAAUAACACAAACAACCUAACCAAUCGAGGCAGCUGUAGACCAACAAUUCCUGUGUUCUGCAAGGUAAAAUGACAGUUUUUGUCAAUGGAGUCUGGUGGGUUUGAAGAGGGCAGAGAGAACAGCUUCAGGUCCCCAUCAGAAAGGGCUGUUUGACGGUUAAACAGUAAAAAAUAUUCUAAAAAAAAGUGCGCACAAUAUUUUUCGGUGGUUAGAAUUUUGCUGCUGCCCCCGUCCAUAGCAGUACAUUGCUUAGUUUCCGUGGUGAUACUCUAGCCUGCUGACCGUGGAUAAGUACGUCAUACAACCCCACUGAUGAUCACAUAUUUAUUAGCCUUGAUGCUAAUGUUCUAUAAAUGAUAAAUGAAAUAAAUGUAUAUAUAAACUUGUGAAUACAUAACCAAGAA
Messenger RNA from Epinephelus fuscoguttatus (brown-marbled grouper), 1412 nucleotides. Its product is annotated as DUF4748 domain-containing protein. The coding region runs from base 5 to 517 and encodes 170 amino acids. The transcript has 3 exons. NCBI's taxonomy places the organism in Eukaryota, Metazoa, Chordata, Actinopteri, Perciformes, Serranidae. The record is from RefSeq and is a predicted model, not a curated record.